GUUUCUUCACUGGAUUUGGACAGACUGUUCAGCAUUCACAAUCUACUCAGUUUCCUGUUUAUAAUGGUGGUGUGGUUCAUAAUCCUGAUGACGACGACCAAAUCACAUACGAAAAACCAACUUCAAAUGAACUUAAAAUUUCAUCAAACAAUGGAGCUCUUAAUGUAAGCCUCAGCUCAGAAUAUAAAAUGGUAUCAAGCAUCGAAUCUCAAGAGCUUCUGUGUAUGGCAUCACUUGUAACGAGCGAAGAUAUUCUGGAAGACGCAAAAUCAACCGAUUCACAUGUUGAUAUCGUUCUCGUAUUGGAUGUCAGUGGUUCAAUGACUGGCGAUAAAAUUAAUCUUCUUAAAGAAAGUUUAAGGUUUAUUGUCAGUGUUCUUUCACCAAAAGAUCGGUUGAGUUUGGUCACGUUUAAUACUUCUGCGACACAUAUUACUCCACUAUUAUUAGUGAAUGACGGAAAUAAAGAAAAAUUUAACCAAAAGAUUCAAGCGUUGGUUGCUAGCGGCGGUACCGAUAUUGGAAAUG
Messenger RNA from Ambispora leptoticha, 528 nucleotides. NCBI's taxonomy places the organism in Eukaryota, Fungi, Glomeromycota, Glomeromycetes, Archaeosporales, Ambisporaceae. The record is from the annotation of a GenBank genome assembly.